AUGAUAUCAACUGGAAUAAGUUUCUACUGGAAUGAUCGUGUCGCAGCUUGGUCACAGAGAUUAUGGUUGUCCACAGAGAUUGACUCUGUCGUUUCACCUUUGACCUUAUCAAGUACGUCUCAUUGGAUAAAAAGAAAAAAAAAAAGAUUUCCAUCUGCCAUAUGCAAGGACAACACUCAACUGGAAAUCAAUGAUGAAGAACAAAUGAAUGACAAAUUGGAAGUGGGAAAGAAACGCAAAAAGCAUAAAAGUGCGAGUUUACCCGAAUAUGAGACAAAAGAAAUUAAUGAAGGGAUGUUCCUAGAAGGACGAGUUAAUAAUGAUUCAAAACUUAGAUGGCAUCCAUGUCAACAACAUGGACAUUUAUUUGGGUCUAUGAAAAGCAGUUCUGGCUAUAUUGGUAAUCAAGAUGCACAAAGAAUUAUUCGUCUCUACCUUCAUCUUGAUCUCAUUUCCCGUACUAUUAAAGCCCGCGCAAAUAAACAUAAUUAUAUGCGUCGUGCUCAAGCCCGAAUUCGACAACAAAUCUGCAAUCUUAUAGAUGAACAAUAUCGCAAGAUUAAUAUACGGAAAAUGAUGUCAUGGGUCAUAGAAGAUCCCGGAGAGGAGGCAGAAGAGUUUGGAAAAGAAGUUAGGAUAGGUACAAGUUGA
This is a messenger RNA of Diversispora eburnea, 651 nucleotides long. The record is from the annotation of a GenBank genome assembly. NCBI's taxonomy places the organism in Eukaryota, Fungi, Glomeromycota, Glomeromycetes, Diversisporales, Diversisporaceae.